Messenger RNA from Daldinia caldariorum, 740 nucleotides. RefSeq lists its product as uncharacterized. The record is from RefSeq and is a predicted model, not a curated record. The transcript has 2 exons. The coding region runs from base 271 to 516 and encodes 81 amino acids. NCBI's taxonomy places the organism in Eukaryota, Fungi, Ascomycota, Sordariomycetes, Xylariales, Hypoxylaceae.
CCUAACCUCAUGCAAAGUACCUGACUUACAACGCAUAUAGCAUAAAAUAGGUGGUACAAUACCAACUCACCGCUUAGCUCACUAACACGAGAUUCACAGUCUUAAAGCUCAUCUUACACUUAUACUUGAACAACUUAUAAGUCUUAUUUUUCUCAAUCUUCUCUACCUAGGGUACUCAUCUAAGGUUAGAUAUCUUAUAUAUCCUAUAAACCAACAGCUAAUAAUAAAUAAAUCUACCGAAUACCGUAACGCAAUUCUAAUACACCAAACAUGUCGCCAUCACAACCCACUACCGAGACGACAAACAACCAGACCACGCAAUCUAGCGGGCCGGCGGCUCAUCAGCCCGUCCAUACAACCCAACCCGUCGCUCUCCAAGCAAUGGAUCCCCAACGUCCUCAGCCUGAGCAACCUGAAUACGGAACCAUGCGCGGCGGAGAGCGCAGUUCGUGCUGUCCUGGCCGCUUCUGCUUCUGUAUUCCUUGUCCGCUGCCGUGCGAUUUCUGCAUUAUUUAAGCGGCUUUCGUUAGUUAUGGUAUCGCUUUGAUCCUUGUCGAACAGUUAAUUGCGGGCGUUGGAUCGGGUACGGAAGGAAAUCAUCAUGUUUAUUGGUUUGGGUUACGGGUCCUCUCACAGUGAACGUUCUACGUAUCAUCAUCACUAGCAACAGUUACGAAUUACGUCUAUCAAAUAUGAUAGAAUAUUGAUACUUGUUAUAUAUAACUACCUAACCUUCUCAA